Molecule: messenger RNA, 717 nt
Organism: Aedes aegypti (yellow fever mosquito)
Lineage: Eukaryota; Metazoa; Arthropoda; Insecta; Diptera; Culicidae
Exons: 2
Coding region: 143-613 (156 amino acids)
Source: RefSeq, a predicted model, not a curated record
GUCUGGGCCAUGGAAAGAUUUGCAUACUAUCUCCUGGGACGCAAGUUCACAUUGCGAUCUGAUAGCGAAGCGCUUAUGUUUAUGGUGAAGACGAGACGUAGGCAAACGGAUUAGGUCGCGUGCCGAGAGUUGGUUUUUGAGAAUGGAUCAUUUUCACUUUGACUUCGAACAUGUGUCGGGCAAGGAAAACAUUGCUGAUGCAGCGUCUAGGAUUGGUGGAAAGCGUAACGACACGCAAUUCGGCGCAGAAAAAGAACCACAUGAGUUGUGUUUAGUUGAGGCAGACUUAUAUAAUAUUAACGAUCAGCUUUUAGCUCUGACCUCUACACAGGUUCGGGAGGAAUCAUUGAAAGACGAAGAAUUGCAGACAGUUGUGCAGUGGCUGAACAAGGAUGUAAAAUGGCCACCGAGUAUUUCAAAGUACCAACCUUUCCAACGCGAGAUGUAUGCCCAAGGAAACGUUCUCCUAAAACAAGAAAAACUCGUGCUUCCAUCUACAUUGCGUAGACGGGUUUUAACUGUAGCUCACCGUAGCCAUCCGGGGAUGUCUACAAUGAAGAACUUUUUGAGGCAAGGUCUAUGGUGGCCGAACAUGGAUCGUGAGGUGGAAUAGUUCGUGAAAAGUUGUCCUGAGUGCCAACUUGUCAUGGCCAACAGUAAACCCUUGUUACCGUUGGGGCAUAAAAUCCAAAAUCAUAAUGCCGAAUAAAAAGAAAA